Messenger RNA from Cyprinus carpio (common carp), 859 nucleotides. RefSeq lists its product as uncharacterized. The record is from RefSeq and is a predicted model, not a curated record. NCBI's taxonomy places the organism in Eukaryota, Metazoa, Chordata, Actinopteri, Cypriniformes, Cyprinidae.
AAUUCGCUGGCGACGUGAGAGGUUAUUCACAGCUGCUGGCAGACGACCGCCCGGUGGCUAUGGUUAACGCUUUUAUUUUGUUCUUUUUGUGCUUGUGGCGUCUGAUUGAUGCGACGGAUGAAAUGAAGACAGUGUCAGUGAUGGAGGGGGAAUCUUUUACUCUACACACUGAUGUUUCUGAAGUACAGAAAUAUUUCUUAAUUCAGUGGAUGUUUGGAAGCACUCGAAUAGCUGAAGUCAACAGGCUCACGCAAACCAGCUCCACAUAUGGUGGUCCUGAUGAAAGAUUUAGAGACCGGCUACAUGUGGAUCAGACUGGAUCUGUGACCAUCAUGAACACCAGGAGCACAGACUCUGGAGUUUACAAAGUUACAGUCAUCAGCAGUGAGACCAGCUACAUGACUUUCAAUGUUACGGUUCAUGAGACUCCACACAGUUCUUCAUCACCAGAAAGUUCUUUGAGCUCCAAUUUUGUGUCAUCUAGUUGUGUGGUAAAUAAUUCAACCAUCAACCAGACUAAGAAUCUUAACGUUACUGAACUCCAUCAACCAUGCUCAGACCACUUCCACUGCUGUGGUUUUACUGAAACUGUGAUCCGAUUGGUCGCCUUUGCUCUUGUGAGUGUGGCUGCUGUUGCAUUUCUGGUUAAUGACAUUAGAUCUACAAGAAGUGGGCUAAACCGGACGGAAGAGACUAGACAUGAACAUCAGACCCAUGGAGUAAAAUCAGACCAACAGUAUGAACUGAGCAGAAGGAUGAGUUCCAGAUAUGUUUGCUGAAGGUUGCUGGUAUAAUCCCCAAAAGAUAUAUUUUUUCAUUCAUUGCUCUAUAAAUUGAAAUCGAUCACACAGAAGCAAUU